CUUUAUAAGGAGCACAUGCAGCAACUAACAGUUGCAGAGCAGCAGCCUCUCAGUGUACUUCUUUGCAGGAAAGAAAGCAAAGCUUUUGAAUCCUAAUAACAGCAAUUAUAAAUGUUAAAACAGAUGGGAAGAACAAGCCAAACUGUGCUAAUUAUUUUGUAUGUAUUAAUAACUGUUAAAGCUUUUGAAAUGGAAGUUAUACCAGCUGACAGAAUUGUUGCACGGAUUGGAGAAACACUGAUACUCACAUGCAAUACUACUGGCUGUGCAUUACCAAAGUUUUCAUGGAGAACCCAAAUGGACUACCCCCUUGGAGGAAAAGUAUACAACGACAAGACAUACUCUACCUUAACUAUGAGUCCAGUUAGUGCUGAAAAUAAUAAUGAUUAUUUAUGUACUGUCAUCUGCAAUAAAGAGAAAAAAGAGAAGAGUGUCAAAGUUGAACUUUACUCUUUUCCCAGUGAUCCUGUCAUUAAGACCACUGCAUCUUUAGUUGUUGGAGAAACUGCCACUGUCAUCUGUAAAGUACAUGAUGUGUUUCCUUCUGAUCACCUGGAAUUACUCCUAAAGAAAGAGGAACAUAUUCUUCAUAGCAAAACUUUUGAAGGAGAUGUCUGCACAAAAGCAGAAACCAAGACUGUGGCAUACUCAUUUAACCUCACGACUGAAGACAAUGGUAAAGAGAUUACUUGUGUGGCCAGAUUACAAAUUGCUGGUAUGGACUUUGAGCCCAAUGAAAGGUCGACUUCUUUGAAACUGAAUGCAAACUUUGGUCCACAAAAUACUUUCAUUAGUGCAUCUCCGGGAAACUUAUCAAUGGAAGGACACUCUCUGAAACUUACUUGUGUGACUGAGAGUAAUCCACCAGCACAAGUAUUUUGGAGAAAACAUCUGGCAAAGGAAACCAUUCAGCAUUUCGUAGAAAACAAUGUUCUUUCUAUUCCUCAUGCCCAUUUCACUGACUCAGGACAGUAUAUCUGUGAAGUAAUUAAUCCUGUAACUAAUAAAACCGAGAAAGCAACUGUGAACAUUGUUAUACAAGCUCCACCAAAAAAUACAACACUAACAGUUUUCCCAUCGAGUUCAGUGAAAGAAGGAGAAAGUGUUACCAUCUCUUGCACAGCUACAGGUGUCCCAGCUGUUCAGAUUAUCCUAGAAAAGAAAAUAGGUGGUGUGAUCACAACCCUUAAAACAGAAGAUGGCAAAUACACCAUAGAGAAGGCUCAGCUAAAGGAUGCAGGAAAAUAUGAGUGCACAUUCACUAACAAAUUUGGAAACCAUUCUCUAGAUGUAGAACUUGAUGUCAAAGUUCCUCCUCAGAAUAUUACUGUGUUAGUUUAUCCAUCGGAAAAUGUUAAAGAAGGAGAAAAUAUCACAAUUGUGUGCAGCACAUACAGUAACCCACCAUCACGGAUGAUCCUGAAAAAGGUUAAUCAAGAGAAAGAAAUAAUUCUACCAGUAGCCAAUGGAACCUUUACACUCUACAAUGUCACCAAAAAUGAUACAGGCAGAUAUUUGCUUGAUGUUUUCAAUGAGGUUGGAAGCAACAUCAAAGUGAUAGAGAUAGCUGUUGUAGGAAAAUUGGAAAAACCAGAUCAAAUUAUGCCCCUGAUUAUUGCAUUCUCCUGUGUAACAGCAGUAGCUAUACCUGUGGUUGCAAUUUUGAUCUACGUGUCAAGAAAAGCAAAGAUAAAUGGAUCCUACAGUCUUGUUAAAGCAUUGAGGCUGAAAGUGUGAUUGUGUGAAUAUAUGUCUAAAUAGUUCAUAAUAAGCAAUGUUAUUUAUUGUUGUAACUCUUUCUACGCCUAUUCCAAAACAUGGUAGCAAACAAGUGAUUUGAGAACAGUACUGUGAAAUAGCAAAUGAAAUUUUGGGGGGCUUUAAGAGGUAUUUCAGAAUUUAAAUUAAAGGGAAGUUUAGCAGCCUGUCUUAGGAGUAGGUAUAGCACUUCUGCAUUGAAGCGUGCUAAACCUAGAGUUCCUUGGAGAACUAGGUUUGUACAUAGUGUAUAAAUUGUUACAAAUACGAUUAAACUGAAUUUCAGUUUGUAAAAUUGCAGUCUCUGCAGCUGUACAUAGACAUGUUGUUAAUUCAAUAAUAUAAAUAAGCGUUAUUUGAACUUACUGAUUAAUAAUAUUUUAUUUUGUAUUAUUCUAAAGAUUGAAUGUUUUUAAUAUAGUCUUUUUGCUUGUGGCAAUGUUUGGAAAAUGUUCUCUUUUCACUUAUUUUGCUGUAAACUGUGUACCUUCAAAGAAAUUACACAAUCACAGGGUUAUACACAUCUGAUUAUUUUAAAUUAACUUAAGACCUCAAGACUCAUUUGUGAAGCAUUGUAUUUUAGUUAGUGAAACAUUAUUAUAAAUAUUACAGAGGAAGGGGCUGGAAUUAUAAAAUAGAUAGUUUUAGGACAGCUGAAGCAUUUUUAUAAGAAUUAGUCAUUCAUAAAUCAGUGACAAAAUUCUGCUGCUUCAUAAUGAACAAAUUAGACCCUUUAUUUUGAAUGUAAGCUGCCAAUAAGUAUGCUUUGGAGAUUUCCACUACAAAAUACUACCAGUGUGUUUCUUCUAAAUCCCCAUAGUGAUUCUUGCUUAAUAUGUUGUCAGAAUACCUGCUUUCAUACUUUCGUGCUUUCAUAUCCAGAAAUCACCUGCUGUGAUUUUGUUAGUUGAAAAUGUAGUUACUUUUUACCUGUGGACUUCCUCUGAUAUUUGUAAACUUAAAGAGAUCUUGGUGUAGGUUAGUAUUACUAAAGAGAAAGCUUGUGUAGUUCUUAAGCACAUUUCUGUAGAAGGAGUUAUUGAAAGCUUACUAUCCUUAGCAAAAGCAAGUUCUAGAGUCAUGGGAAGUCCUGAGGCAAGCAAAGCAAAGGCACAAGCAAAGCAGGUAACCUAAGCAGAGAGAGAAUCUAUAUGACCUCAGCCAUGGUGGUGGUUGUUUCCUGAAGCAAUGUCCUUCUCAGGCUGCUCACUGUGGAAAACCAAGUCACUUGUCUGACAAUCAGUGCCUGUGUGCAUUACCCUCCUUAGUGCCUCUUUUCAUCACAUUCUCUUUCCAGUGCUGGGAAAAUGCCUAUGAAAAUAGUAGGUCUUCUGUGCAGAGGCAAAGAUGAGAGGGAAUGAGAAGUGGAAUUUAAUGUUAUUCUCUGCUUGCCAGCAGUACUGCUUUGACUCAUGUGGUUAGUGAUGUUCACUGAAGAUAAAACUCUACAAGGUACAAAGCAGUAUUAAGUGAUCAGGCAUUGAGGUGCUGGAGUACUUUUACCCCCAGCUGCCCGGAGCCACUGUGUUAGGCACAACAAUGGGGUGCUGGCUGCUCCAAACUUGCGUGAAAAUGCAAGAUCAGAAAUACAUAUAUGAAAGGAAUUUCUCUGUGUUAUUUACUAUCUACAAAUGGUAGCACCUGCCCCCAGCAGCAAAACAAACAGAUGUCUUUUGAUAGCUAGCUGCAGGAUGAGGUGGGGUACAAAUCUCUGUGUCUUCUUCAUAGCAUCUUCAGAAGUGCUUUGUGAACAGUAAAUCGUUUCAUGCAGGGUCCUGUGCUUCUCUUCAGUUGGAAUGGGAGCUUCGGAAAGUGAGAGUGUAGUAGAAAAAGAGAAGUAUGGACUUGGCUUGAAGGAACAUGAGCUUGAAGUAGGAGGGUGAAGAAAAGAUUGAAGACAGAGAAGGAGGAGAGCUUUGAUGGGCUCAUGACAUAAAUUUCUUGGAGGUAAUCCCAAGCAGGUUUAUUCUAAUGUCAGGCAUAUCUCUCUGCUGACUUGUGAGCAAACCAGAAAGUAUGAUUUUUUUCCCUGUAUGAAACUUCAGUGCAUACACAUUUUGUCUCCUGGAUAUAAUUCUUGUUGCUGGAAGACCUGGAAGAAAAAAAAAAAAAAAAAAAAAAAAGAAAAAAUUGCAUAGGUUGUUUCAGUUUGGAGAGAAUUCUGAAGAAGGAGAGGAUAUGACUGAAGUUUUCUAAAUUGGGAAAGCAGUUAAUAGCAAACAACAAAUGCAAAAUUUGUUUGCUAACUCAUAUGAUGCCAGGACUGCAGGACCUCUGGACAAGUGGGAGACUGGUUUAACAGAAAUAAUUGAAGGUGCUUCUUAAUGCUAAAUAAUUGGAAGCUGCUAUUGCUGGAGAUUGUGAUGGAAGGCAGUAUCAAUUGGUGUAGAAGGGAAAUGGUGAAAAAAUUGAGAACUAAAGCUCAAAUAAAGCUAAAACAAAUACUAAAGGGAAUAGGCAAACAUUCCUCAGGCUGGUUUUUCAUGCUGACCUUAAGCAGUCACUCAUAGUCACUCAGUGCUGGAAACAUACAGCCAUGGUGGAAUGAUUGGUCAGACCCGGAGAAGUAUUUCAGCCUUAUGACUUUCUCUGAGAGGGCUUGAGUGAGAUCUGCUUGGGUGAGGGAUUUAUUAGCUCUUGUGCUGUUUUCCUCUCUUCUGUAGUCUCUGAGAAGGAAUAAAAAGAGAAGAGUGGGAGAGAAAUACGAAUCAUCUUGCAACAGCACUUCUGCACUUCUGUAUUUUUUCCUGGAAAUUCCCCUCAGGUUCCCAGUGUAUUUGUGAUUUAUACGCGCAUCUUUAUGUCUACAUGACUUGUCUGCCCCCUCAGAGUCUCUAUACUUAAUAGCCAAUUAUGUCAAUAGGGGUUGAACUUUGAUUUCAGUAGGCCAGUUUCCAUAAACAUGAAGUGAGUAAGCAGAGCUUACAGUGCUCAUUUUAGGAGAGGCUUCUCUUGUGUGGGCAGCAAACUUCCUCUCCUUGAAAUUAUUAGGAACCUUACCAGGGAAUCUCCUCCUCUACAGCCUGAUUUUUGGUAUUUUCCAGUGUGUUUCUUCAUUUGGGCAGCAGCUUGUUUUAUGGGGGUUGAAAGUUCAUUGUCAAGUAACUUAACUUUUUAUUGAAAAUCACAGAAGGGUUGUUAUUUCUCCCUGUGCUAUCUCUCAUCAUGUGCAAAGCCUCUGCCCUGGCAAAAAGGCAUAAACAACAGCUCCAGCCUAGCAAGUGCUUUCAGGAAGGGUCUCGGCUGCUUGGAAGUCUAGGUAAGAGCCCCUGCUAUGGGGCUUGCUUUUAUGACUGACAGAAUAGUCUGUAGAGCAGAGGACUGUGAGGUUCACUCAGGUUUUCCCUGUGCAGUUACUUUAUAGCUUGUAGAGUUGCCUUUUACCCUGUUGGCCUGUGCUCAAGCACACCAGUUGUCCAUGUGUUUAUCCCAGCAAUACUGUGGGACAGUGCUAAAUGUUACAGGUAAAAUGAGUCUAGAUAUUUAAAAGUGAUUACAAAAUCUGAUUCCCUAUAUCCAGUUUGAGACAUGCUCCUUUUAAAAUGUAAAGUUCAAAUAGAAAAAGGUAACUUUUUAAAUGCUUCUGGGAAAUGCUUUCAAAUGAUUUUGUAGAUACACUGAAGGGAAUGUUUAAUUUCUCCCAUGACAGAGGUUUUAGUUCAAUUUGUUUUCCCUUUGUGCCUUUCUCCCCACAAGACAAUUGUAUCCUGUAAUCAAACUCUCUUAUCUCUUUGAUAAACUAAACAAAUUGAAUUGCUGUAAGCCUACCUUUCUUUAUAAAGUUACUUCUAUGGUGAAUAAAUAAUCCUCACAGUCUUUUCUAAAUCCGCUCUACUACUUCAACAUACCGAUUAACACAUUAGCAAAACAGCAGUAUAUGAUCUUGAACACUCCUCCAUUUUUUUAGAUUGUAAUAUUUGUUUAUUGUUCUUCCAUAUUUGUUAAGGGCUUACAGUGGUGGAGACUUAAUUAGUAUAUUAGUUGUAACUUUUUUAGUUUAUUAUUUUAACUGUGUUGUAACCCUGUGACAUGGCUACCAGUUAAGCCACAAAGCUCUUUGCUGUAGCUAGUGAAACUUAGUAAAUUGAACUAGCUUUUUACAUCCUCAUGCCUUCUGGUGCAUGUGGGAGAAGAAAAAAAAACCAAACCAUAGCACUGCAUACAUUAGCACUAUUUCUAAUGCGCAGCUGAAAAGAAAACUUCAGGCUUGAGGUAUAAUGGCAUCAUAUCUUGACCUCUAGUGUAUGGGCUUACCCUCCACAAAUAAUAGUUUUCUUGCUUCAAUAUCAGAAAUAAAAAUAACAUGGAAAUAAGGCUGCUUACAUUUUUUAAACUGACAAUACAUAUAGAAAAAAAAAAGUAAAAUUUAGAAAUGUAUUUUUCCCUCUGUUUAUCCAAGUAUUGUAACACUAAAGUGAGGUAAAAUGGCAUAAUUCUUUCCAGUUGAAUGAUUCAUUUAAGUACUCCUAUCUGAAAAGCAUACAGACAUAAACAUUUUAGGGAGAUAAUUUACUUUUUGUAGAUAAACUCAAUGAAAAGGGAAGAAAAAAUCCUUCUCGUAUACAGCAUGCAAUACUGGCACCACAUUGUUGUUCUGUCUUUUGUUCUAGUUUAUAAUCAAAAUGGCCUUCAUGCUGAUAAAUGAACAGGAAUGGAGCAGAUAGCAAGACUUUGUUUGUGUUGAUUAAAGAACGUUGUUUCUUUUGAGAAA
Molecule: messenger RNA, 6469 nt
Organism: Lagopus leucura (white-tailed ptarmigan)
Lineage: Eukaryota; Metazoa; Chordata; Aves; Galliformes; Phasianidae
Gene: VCAM1
Product: vascular cell adhesion molecule 1
Exons: 7
Coding region: 112-1737 (541 amino acids)
Biological process (GO): cell-cell adhesion
Cellular component (GO): membrane
Source: RefSeq, a predicted model, not a curated record